GUUUUCCUUCCCUAUUUAAUGGCAGCAUCCACCCGUCUGCAGCCAGUCUACUCCAGACACUCCACACAGCACCAGUCCACUCCAGACUUCCUGGUCUUAGGAAUCAGACAGGCGUCAUAUCCACGCUCACCUCACCAACAACGUUUCUCCUGCGUACUUAGGUUCCAAGCGUUCCUCCGUGAGUCAGCCAUGGGUCAGAACAAGGUGUGCACCUCCAACACUUACGGCUACCCCGAGGCCAGCCAAUCGGCCGUCAAGGUGAAAAGCAAGGCCCAGCAGGCCUCCUCAGGGGCCAGCAAGACCGCCGGCCCGACUGGUGGAAGCACCAAGGACAAGAAGGACGUGUGGGGUCCCAUCUACCAGAACAGGCAGCACUUCAUCGACAUGCACAUCUGCUAGAUCCCGCAGUCCCCUGGUCUGACGUGAGACCAAUGCGUUCACUGCCAGACGGCGGCCCAGGCCCCGAGGAGAGAGAGUGCAAGAUGCCCCGCCCCGCAGCGUGAGGCACCGCGGCGCUCAGAGCAACGAAGCUCUCGACGCCAGUGCCACGAAGGCUUGGAGGGCCAUCGAUGCCGUGACGGCGGCUGUGGCUCCAGAUGCUGUCAGCCGCAGACAGGUGUGUCACGUACGCAUCACUGCUGACCCACGUGAACACUACACAUUGGUACUACAGCGGUAUCCAUACCCUCACACCCCGCCACCCACCACCCUACGGCGCUGACGGAGGCACCAUUGCAACAUGUGGUGUUGCCACUGCGAGGGCCUCCUACGCCGCCACCCCCGCCACCCGCACACCCUCACCCCGCCCUGGACCUAAUCUUGCUAGCGUCCGAGAAACCUCAACAAAGUGUAGCUAGUACAAAACAAAUAUAUAUUCAAUAAUCAUGAAUAAUAAAAAGUAUCGCGUUAAUUGCUUA
Portunus trituberculatus (swimming crab) is the source of this 917-nucleotide messenger RNA. RefSeq lists its product as uncharacterized. Bases 19 to 399 code for a protein of 126 amino acids. Lineage: Eukaryota; Metazoa; Arthropoda; Malacostraca; Decapoda; Portunidae. The record is from RefSeq and is a predicted model, not a curated record. The transcript is spliced from 3 exons.